This is a messenger RNA of Chanos chanos (milkfish), 1367 nucleotides long. It is a transcript of the gene ctdspl3, whose product is annotated as CTD (carboxy-terminal domain, RNA polymerase II, polypeptide A) small phosphatase like 3. Gene Ontology annotation, molecular function: phosphatase activity. The transcript is spliced from 11 exons. The coding region runs from base 1 to 1119 and encodes 372 amino acids. The record is from RefSeq and is a predicted model, not a curated record. Lineage: Eukaryota; Metazoa; Chordata; Actinopteri; Gonorynchiformes; Chanidae.
AUGAGGCUACGAUCCAGAUUUAUAUCCGAGGAAAUAUCAUCUCCACAGUCAACCACUCCGCGUCGUAGCCGGCUAUCAACGAGUAGAGCUCGGCGCACGGGGUCAUCACACGAUGAUGAAGAGGUUCAACACAACGCGCGGGACGCACGAGCAGAUGAUGUACUGAGAAGUGCAAAACGUCCCAUUUUGCGGCGUAGGAAGAGAAGGGCUGUGGCUAAAGAGAACCAAAGAGAGUCAGAAUUCAAGACUCCGGUCCACAGACGGCAUCUGCGGGUGCACUCUUCUACAGGCAAAAAAUCCCCGCCGGUCAAGUCAGCCGCACGUCAUCUGUAUUCUCCUAUAGUGCGCUUCCUCACUCCCACUAAAGACAAUGAUGAAAGGUCCCUCAGUGGUGAGAUGAUGAGUCCAGAACCCUGUGUUUUUGGCUACGGCUCUAACGGGUCCCCUCUGGAGGAAGAGGACCAGGACGAAGUUUUCAGCCCAUUCACGUUCAUCAAGAAUUUCCCGACUCAGUCAAAGGAGUCCAGUCCGGUCCCAGUGGCCAGAGACAUUCCACCCAAGACCAGGAGUACACCACACGCCACAAUGGUGCUUGAUCUGGAUGAAACACUGGUGUUCAGUUCUCUCAGUGUGAUUGAAAAUGCGGAACACACCUUUCACACAUGCUUUCAAGACCACGAGUACAAGGUGUUUCUGGUUCUCAGGCCACAUGUAAAAGAGUUCCUGGAAUCCAUGGCAAAAAUCUUUGAGUUGUUUGUUUACACCUCUGCUAAGAGGGAAUACGCAGAAAAGAUUGUAGACAUACUAGACCCGAAGAAAAAGCUAUUCAGGCAUCGUCUGUAUCAAGAGGACUGCUCUUGUGUCCUGGGGCACUACGUGAAGGACCUGCGGGUACUGGAGAGGGAUCUGGCCAAAACGGUCGUCUUGGAUAACUCGCCCCACACCUUCCCGUACCACCUGAUGAACAUGAUUCCGAUCAAGAGCUGGUUCGGCGAUAAAGAUGACAGAGAGCUCCAGAGACUCGUCCCGUAUUUGGAGAAGCUUGUCCUGGCUGAUGACUUCCGGGAUGUUCUUAAAAGACGGACAGAUCAUUUCCACCGCCUGCUCUCUGAGGACUGAGCUUCAGUUUUUUUUUUGUUUUGUUUUUUCCCCUCCACAUGUAAAUAUCACCCCGUUAUGCAUUAAUCACCCGAUGGAUGUCCAUCAUUUCUGUAAAUAACAGAACACGGCACAGGGCAGUUGCUCAUGAAUAUUUAUGUACGUGGGUAACAAUGCUGUGGAGUGCAGACUAUCCAUAUUCAGAGAAAGUCAUUCACUCAACAUAGCAAGGAUAAAGUAGGUUCUUUUUGCAUUUACAGGAUUAAUUU